AUGCUCCAAGUUGGACAGGAAUGUGACUCAUUCUUCAGUGGACCACCAUCUUGGCAACCAAAAAAAUAUUUGGACGUCUUAAAUCUUUUGGGACUGCCCAGCACGUUAAAGUUUUUCAGACACAGAGGUGCUCCUUUUCAAUCCAUUACAGGAUUCGGUGACAUUCAUUGCAAUGGUCCUAUCAUUCAAAUCUAUCAAACAAACAUUCCUGCUGCUGCAAUGUUUCAAGGUUGUGCUACUAAUUUAAUCAACGGAUUCAACCUGGAUCAUUGGCUUUUAGAG
Messenger RNA from Funneliformis mosseae, 282 nucleotides. The record is from the annotation of a GenBank genome assembly. NCBI's taxonomy places the organism in Eukaryota, Fungi, Glomeromycota, Glomeromycetes, Glomerales, Glomeraceae.